Messenger RNA from Penicillium cinerascens, 1551 nucleotides. RefSeq names its product putative cysteine synthase B. Gene Ontology annotation, cellular component: cytoplasm. The coding region runs from base 1 to 1551 and encodes 516 amino acids. The record is from RefSeq and is a predicted model, not a curated record. NCBI's taxonomy places the organism in Eukaryota, Fungi, Ascomycota, Eurotiomycetes, Eurotiales, Aspergillaceae. Gene Ontology annotation, molecular function: cystathionine beta-synthase activity; cysteine synthase activity. The transcript has 3 exons.
AUGGCCAACUGCAACGAGCGCAAUAUAUACUUCGGCCCGGACUCGCUGAAGAAGUACUUCGAUCCGGAUAGCCAGCCACCGUUGCCUCUUGUGGAGUUGCCGGAGCAUCUGAAUCCUUACUAUCAUCAUGGUGUUCGGAUUUACGCUAAGAUGAUGACUAUGCAUCCGGCAAACAAUGUCAAGGCCAUGCCAGCGAUGAACAUGCUCGAGUCGAGCGUGGAACCCAAGACAAAUACAAUCAUCGAGUACAGCUCGGGAUCCACGGUGAUUUCGAUGUCCAUGGUUGCGCGGGUCAUGCACGGUGUGCAGGACACGCGGGCGUUCCUAAGCAACAAGACCAGCGACGCCAAGUUGAAGUUGAUGCAGUUCUUCGGUCUCGACAUCACCCUCUUCGGAGGUCCCUCACAGCCCGAGCCUCUUGACACCCGCGGCGGGAUACAAAAUGCUCACAGAAUGGCUGCGGAAUCAGACGACAUCGUCAACCCCAAUCAAUACGAGAACGACCUCAACUGGCAGUCGCACGUCCGCUGGACCGGUCCGCAGAUCUUCAAGCAGCUGCCCGAGAUCAAUGUACUCUGUGCCGGCAUGGGCACCUCCGGUACCAUGACCGGAUUGGGAACGUACUUCAAGAGCGUCAAGCCAUCGGUGGUGAGGCUUGGAGUCUGCACUGCCCCCGGAGACCGUGUACCUGGACCCCGGUCAUUUGCACUCUUGCGGCCGGUUGACUUCCCCUGGAAAGAAGCUGUGGAUACUAUCGAAGAGGUGGGCUCUGAACGGUCGUACACCUUGUCCUUGCAGUUGUGUCGAGAGGGACUGGUAUGUGGCCCAUCAUCCGGAUUCAACCUUCAAGGUCUCUUUCAGAUGCUGGAGAAGCGGAAGGAUGCCGGCACGCUAGGUGAUUUGGCAGGCCCGGAUGGGCUGACGCACUGCGUCUUCUUGUGCUGCGACCUGCCGUACCAGUACAUCGGGGAGUAUUUCCAGAAGCUGGGUCCCACGAAGUUUCCCCCGAUCCGCAAUGAGCGGUUGACAAAAGUGGAUCUACACCGAUACGACGAGGCGUGGGAGCGGGACGCGUUAGAGGUUUUCCCACUCGUGUACGGAUCGCCACGGUCCCGGGAGGAAAGCCUGCUCAGCGAGAUCAGUCUCAAGCCUCAGCAACGGGUCAUCGAUCUCCGGCGAGCAUGUGACUUCCGCGCAUGGAAACUCCCAGAGUCGAUCAACCUCCCGCUGACCAGUUUGGGGCCACACACGGCAUCACCGUUUUCGGACCCGGCCGUGCUGGAGGCACAGUGGGUGGAGCUGGAGAAGAUCUUCAGUGACGGCAAAUUGGUGACGGAUCUUGGAAAAAAUCACGUUCUGGUGGUGUGCUAUGAUGGAGACACGGCACGCGUGGCUACCAGCGUGCUGCGGGCUAAGGGCUUCGAGGCAGACAGUGUGCGGGGAGGGCACAGCGCCAUGAAGGCGUACGGUAUCGGAAGCGAAGCCCCGAUGGCUUCUACCAAGUUUCCCAUUGCGGCGGCGGUGGCUGUCUCUGCCGUCCCCCUCGAUUGA